This is a messenger RNA of Mytilus trossulus (common blue mussel), 1008 nucleotides long. RefSeq names its product GTPase IMAP family member 4-like. The transcript has a single exon. Gene Ontology annotation, molecular function: GTP binding. Bases 4 to 954 code for a protein of 316 amino acids. NCBI's taxonomy places the organism in Eukaryota, Metazoa, Mollusca, Bivalvia, Mytilida, Mytilidae. The record is from RefSeq and is a predicted model, not a curated record.
AUAAUGAACUCUCUACGACUUGUUCUUAUCGGGAAAACUGGGGCAGGAAAGAGCAAAACCGGUAACACCAUACUAAACGGAGGAAGGCAUUUUCCAUCAUCUUCUCAAGGAUCAUCGUUAACUAAUGUUUGCAAACUUCGCGAUGCUAUCGUUUUUGGUAAACCAAUUUCUAUUGUUGAUACACCCGGUUUGUUGGACACCUCCAAAGAAGAGAUAGAAGUUCUGAAGGAAAUAACACGAUGUAUUUACGUGUCUGCACCGGGUCCACACGCGAUCAUUCUGGUAGUAGUUGUUGGAAGAUUUACUGCUGAAGAUGUGUACACGGUUGAAAGGUUUGUCAAACACUUCGGCGAAAAUCUUUUCAAGUACAUUAUAGUAGCUUUUACUCGAUUCGAUGAUUAUAAACGUGACAUGGAAGACAGUGGUAUAAUCGAGUUCGACAUCAAGACAUACGUUUCAACACUUCCUGGUCCAGUUAAAGAAUUUAUUAAUGACAAAUGCUAUGCCAGGGUUAUUGGAAUAGAUAAUACAUUAAAGGGGACUGAAUCCGAAAAGCAAGUGCAACAACUUCUCACUUUAGUUGAUGAUAUCAAAAGAGAAAAUAGCAAUACGUUUUAUACGAAUGACGAUUAUAAAAAAGCUGAAAAACAGGUCAAAGACGACAUGAGAAUAGAAGAGGAGCGCCUUAAAAUAAUAUUAGAGGCAGAGAAGGAAAGAAUACAGAAAGAGAUAGAACAAGCCGCUGAUGAAAAAGCGAAAAAACAAAUCCAAGACAAAAUGGAUGCAUUUGAACGCGAAAUGAUAAUCAAAUUGCAAGAAUCAAAUAUACGUAAGGAAGUUCAACAAAACACAGGUGAAGGGUUUAUCAAGUUUUCUCAGAUUUCUUCCCUUCUAACAAGUCUCGCCUCGAUCGGCCUCAAAGGUGUCAAGUAUUAUUCGAAAUAUAACAAAUGAUAUGCUUCUUUUUAUACAAUAUUAGUUUAUACAAGAAGAAAAAACAUUUAAUUU